Amyelois transitella is the source of this 507-nucleotide messenger RNA. Its product is annotated as zinc finger BED domain-containing protein 6-like. The coding region runs from base 1 to 507 and encodes 168 amino acids. The transcript is spliced from 4 exons. Lineage: Eukaryota; Metazoa; Arthropoda; Insecta; Lepidoptera; Pyralidae. The record is from RefSeq and is a predicted model, not a curated record.
AUGGAAUUGUCUGAAAUUGCGAUUUACGAUGAUACUGGUACUGAAUCCUCCAAAGAUGGUCAGAGUAAAGACUUGUGGAAACAGACUACACUCAUAGAUAUGUUUGAAAGAAGUUCAAGCUAUGAAGCAGGGGGUCAUAAAACUAGCCAAAUAAAUCAAGCUUUGAUCUACAUGAUUUGGAAAGACAACAUGCCUCUAUCUUGUGUAGAAAAAUCAGGAUUGAAAAGAUUUAUGAGCGUCAUUUGUCCACGCUAUAAAAUUCCAUCACGAACUACUAUAACUAGGCUCAUGGAACAACGAUACGCCACUACCAAAGCCAUUUUAAAACAAAAAUUAAGUGAGAUAAAUAAUAUUGCUUUAACAAGUGAUAUAUUAACUCUUACUAACUCGACACGAAGUUUCAUCGUAGUGACAGCACAUUUUCUUAACACAGCUAAUAACUGCACUCCUGAGCAUGAGAUGGUGACAUUGACAGCACGAAGAAUGUAUCAGGUAAGUAAAGUAUAA